UUUUUGCGGUUAAUGAACAAUGGACUCGGUAUCUUACUUUGGCGAGGAUGUCGGCACUGAAGUCGAUUCGGUGGACCUGGACGCCGGCAUCCUGACUCUAACCUUCAUCGCCACAGACGAUCACAUUACCGAUGCUGGCACUCUCGAUGAGGGCCUGGUCGCCACCAUAGCCGACAACAACACAUCCACGCUUCUGGCCGUCGUUGGCACCGCUAGAGGCGGCUCUGUGGCCACAUCCGUAUCUGUCUCGCUCUCCGUGCAGGCAUGCGCAGCGAUCGCGCCAAACACGCCUGUCGAGGUCAUCUGCAAAGUGACGAACCCGCAGCUGUCCCACCCGCAUGCACUGGCGACAUUCAGGAGCACUACCGACCCUGCCGUUGUCUAUGCGGUCUGCGGCCACACAAAAUUCGCAAAGGACGUGCUUGGGAAACUGUGAAAAUUUCCCAAAGUGGCUCCAGAGAACAGAAUUUCCCGCGCGCAAGAUCGGAUGCCCUCGGCGCACCCAUCCCUCCGGAGGAAAACUCGAACCUCCGUGCAUGCUAACGUGAAAAAGAAAAAGAAAAAAGCUUAAUCCAG
This is a messenger RNA of Linderina pennispora, 576 nucleotides long. RefSeq lists its product as uncharacterized. NCBI's taxonomy places the organism in Eukaryota, Fungi, Kickxellomycota, Kickxellomycetes, Kickxellales, Kickxellaceae. The record is from RefSeq and is a predicted model, not a curated record. The coding region runs from base 20 to 436 and encodes 138 amino acids. The transcript has 2 exons.